Messenger RNA from Eriocheir sinensis (Chinese mitten crab), 1797 nucleotides. RefSeq names its product TATA-binding protein-associated factor 2N-like. NCBI's taxonomy places the organism in Eukaryota, Metazoa, Arthropoda, Malacostraca, Decapoda, Varunidae. The transcript has 7 exons. The record is from RefSeq and is a predicted model, not a curated record. Bases 158 to 880 code for a protein of 240 amino acids.
AUAGCUUUUAAUUAAGGCUAAACCGAUCAAUUAAAACAAAAAGGAAGGUGGUGAGUACGACAAUUCAGGACAAGGGAAGGCAGAGAAGAAGAAGAGGAAGAGGAAGAAGGAAGGGACUCCAUUUUGAAGCUCCCGCAGAAUUUAUUAAAGGUUGAAAAUGGACAGCAGCAAGAGCAGAUCGGACGAUGAGGACCACCCGGGCUCACAGAAUGGCUACCGGGGCAGGGGAGGGUACAGGGGCGGCAGGGGCGGGGGCUUCAGGGGCAGAGGGGGGCCAGGAUUCUCUUCAUACUCAGGCAGCGGGCCAAUGAGGGGGGGCUUCCGAGGGCGGGGCGGCUUCAGGGGCGGCAGGGGUGGCGGGCCAGAGGAGGGCUUCCGUGGAGGCUUCAGGGGGAACUACCGAGGGAACUUCCGAGGCAACACAUACGGACAGUCCCGAGGAGGGGGGUUCCAGAGUCGUGGGCCACGUGCUCCACGGGGUAACUACCGUGGGGGCAGCUUCAUAGAGGGGGGCGGCUACAGAGGAGGCUACCGUGGGGCUCCAAGGGGACGUGGAGGUGGCGGCGGUGGCUACGAGGGCGGCUACCAGAAGAGGGGGGCCUCACGUGGCUCCCAUGGCGGGCCCCCCAUGAAGCGGCCCAGGAUGGAUGGGGAGAGUGGCUACGGCAACAGUGGGUAUGGCGGCGGCUACAGCUCAGGCUACGACAACUACAACGGCCGCCCAAACUACAACAACGGCUCAAGCUACAACAGUAACGGCUACGACUACAAGUCAAACUCUGGGUAUGACCAGAACUAUGGCGGAGGGAGCAACUAUGACAGCUAUGAUAGCAGGGGGGGCUACAACACCUCCCAAGGCUACAACAACGGUACGUACUAAGGCUCUUUACCUACGUAGACUCAACUCUGCCAGGUCACUCUAGCCCGUACAUGAACCAAGUACGUACAGCAAGGUUUUUGGACAUUUGUGGGGGAGCGAGUACUAUCUGCUAGCCGUGUCUGGCAAUGGGACUCAAGGUGCUGUGCUGCUACAAAAGUCACAUAUAGAGACAGUGGAGUCGGUGGAGUCGCAAAAAAAGAGUAAAAAGUCGAGUGAGAAACGAGAAUGACGGAAAAGAAAUAAAGCGAGACGGAAAGAGAGAGAGAGAAAAAGAAAGAGAGAGGAUGCCCCAAAAAUCUACUUCUAUGCAUACAAAUACUGGACCACACUCAGUUCAAACGACAAAUAUAAAUAACUUGGCCAAUACAAAAUAAGAAGGGUAGGUUGUAAAAGAAAGUACCUUACACCUGCAGUGACUUGAAGAACCGAAUUGAAAUGAUGAAGUAAUAGAAAAAAUUGAUGACUGAAUGAGAGAUGAACAUAAUGGUGAUGAUGAUGAUGAUGAUAGUGUGGCCUCAUGAAUGUCCAAGAAAAAGACCUGUACAAGCCCUGGAUGCCACAUUAAUAUUGCAUUGUUCACAUUUAAGGGAAUAUUAGCGAGUUAAGAUUGUGUGUACUGAAUGGAUUAGUCUUACACAGAAUACUUGUACGGUAGACAUUAGGCCGCAGGUGUAGGUUGUCAUAAUUUCUCACGAGCUGAGAAUCUGUUCCUCAAUUAUUAUUUUUCUCAUACUGAAUCUCUGAUGAUGAAGGAUAUCUAAGUACUAUUUAUUUUAGUAUGACAAACUUCUCAAGAUGGAGGAUACAAAGUAGGAAGUUCUUGGUCACGGUGUAAUGUCUGUCCUUUGUAAUAAGUGAACGCUGCCUGCAGGUAGGCUCGCAGCUCAUCAAGUACAAUAAAACAUAAAAUUGACAAA